AUGGCGGCUGAUACUGCGGUCACUUCUAGCCCGGAGGAAACCCUGGCAUCGCUAGUAAAAGAAGCUGAAGCUCUCAAACAGAAAUUAGAAGAAGAACGACAAAAGCUUAACGACGUUACAUUAUCGUGUGUAGCAGAGCGCCUGGAGCCCAUAACUAUCAGCAAUCUCAAAGUACGACGCAUUCUGAAAGGACACCAGGCCAAGGUGCUGUGCUGCGACUGGUCACCAGAUAAGCGGCACAUUGUUUCAUCUUCACAGGAUGGAAAACUAAUUGUGUGGGAUGCCUUCACAACAAGUAAAGAGCUCACUAUCUCUAUGCCAAGCACCUGGGUGAUGGCAUGUGCGUAUGCCCCAUCAGGGAACAUGCUAGCAGCAGGGGGCUUAGACAACAAGGUGACUGUGUUUCCCCUGGGCGGUACUGCUGGUGAGGAAGAUGGCGCAACGCGUAAACGAACUGUGGCGACUCAUACAUCUUACAUGUCAUGCUGCCUCUUCCCCAAUACAGACCGACAGAUGCUAACUGGCAGUGGUGAUGGCACGUGUGCUUUGUGGGAUAUUGAAUCAGGGCAGCUAUUACAGAGCUUUCAAGGACACAGUGCAGAUGUGAUGUCUCUGGACUUGGCUCCAAGUGAAAUGGGCGACACCUUUGUAUCUGGAGGUUGUGACCGUGGUGUCCUCGUGUGGGACAUGCGCUCCGGUCAUGCUGUCCAGGCGUUCGACACUCAUCUCUCGGACGUGAACAGCGUUCGUUUCCACCCAGCUGGUGACGCUGUAGCCAGUGGCUCAGACGAUUCCACGUGUCGCCUCUUCGAUUUGAGGGCGGAUCGGGAGAUAGCGCGUUAUUCAAAGGAGAGCAUCAUCUUUGGGGCUAAUGCAGUGGAAUGGUCUGUCAGUGGCAGGCUUCUGUUUGCGGGGUAUGGGGACUAUACAGCGUGCGCUUGGGACGCACUAAGAGCUACGCGCCUAGCGCUCCUGCCCGGACAUGAGCAUCGUUUGUCUGCGUUGCGGCUGGCCCCGGACGGGACAGCUCUGGCUACCGCCUCGUGGGAUGCUACUCUUAGGAUUUGGGCAUAA
This is a messenger RNA of Leptosia nina, 1074 nucleotides long. NCBI's taxonomy places the organism in Eukaryota, Metazoa, Arthropoda, Insecta, Lepidoptera, Pieridae. The record is from the annotation of a GenBank genome assembly.